Messenger RNA from Struthio camelus australis, 3068 nucleotides. NCBI's taxonomy places the organism in Eukaryota, Metazoa, Chordata, Aves, Struthioniformes, Struthionidae. The record is from RefSeq and is a predicted model, not a curated record.
AUGCCUGUUCACCUCUUUCUCGCCCUCUUUAUUGCAGAGAGAACAACUGAGAUUGGGCGGCUGAUCAGCUCCUACCUGGAGAAGGAGAAGAACUUGGAGGAUCACACAGUUCAUCUGCUUUUCUCAGCGAACCGCUGGGAGCAUGUGCCAUUGAUGAAAGACAAAUUACAUCAAGGAAUCACACUUGUGGUAGACAGAUAUGCCUUUUCUGGAGUAGCCUUCACAAGUGCCAAACAGAACUUCUGCCUGGACUGGUGCAAACAACCUGAUGUUGGACUCCCAAAGCCAGAUUUGAUUCUGUUUCUUGAGUUAAGCCCAGAGGAAGCAGCGGCACGAGGGAACUUCGGGAAAGAGCGUUAUGAGAACAGCUCCUUCCAAAAGAAAGUUCUACAAUCCUUCUAUCAUCUGAUGAAGGACAAGACAUUAAACUGGAAGACAGUGGAUGCUUCAAAGAGUAUAGAAGACAUGCACAGAGAAAUUAAGUCUGUUGCAGAGGAAACCAUGAAGGAUAUUCAGAGUAAACCUCUAGGAGAACUCUGGAAAUGAAACUUGAUCCACACUAUUAUCUUCCAGACCUAAUGGAAAACUCGCCUCCUGGAUCGUUCAUGGUAGGAUGACUUCCCUGCAUCUCCUCCCAGUAAUUACAGCGCAGAUCACUUGUAUUCUUCUAUAUCCCACAUGGUGCUGGAGUCCUUGUGGAGUUAUCUGAUUCUCCUCUCCAUUCUGCAUUGUCCCUUCUGUAUUUUGUAAAUGAGCACGUUAUCUUCCCUGUGAAAACCUCCCUGCCUCAGGUAGGACUCCUGUUCUGUUCUCAGCAGUGCUCAGUGCUGUAGUACAGGUGAGGGUACUGAGGCUAAAGCUUUUUCUGGGACAGGGGUAGCAGCAACGGGUGGGGAACAGCUUUCUUGUACAUGAAGUUUCAGAGAACUACCAUGUUUCUGAUUCUUCUGCCUCUUUAAUGUAUCCCCUAUGCUGAAACCAGUUUAUAGAGAACUUGCUAAUAAAUUAUUCUUUUAAAUGUUUUGUACAGUGGCAAAAGUGCAUUUUUGAAUAUGAUACUUCUAGAAGAACAUAUAGGAGGUGUUAUGUUUGCUAAAACUGGAAUGAGUGGAAGAGAGAUUAAUUCAUCUCCAAGUCUGCUCCCCUGUUGUUCAAUGAGAAUGAUAAAGCGACUGAGCUGCUGUUAGCAAGGAUAAAAUACUAAGUAAGAGUCUGAAAUACAUAUGUAGCUCAUAGCAAGACCAGUUCAAAGGGUGAGUUGCAUGCAACUUAUUUAGACUGGUGGAGUUACUCAUGUGGCCAAGAUCAGAGAAAGAGUCAGCACUGACACCUACACGGACUAAAAGUGCAAUUUAAACAACUCAACACAGGCUGCCAAACCUGAGCACCUACGACGCCUGACCUUGCCUAACUUUCUCAGGCUGUACUGUUCUGAUCGUUACCUGAAAGGCAAUGCUUCUAGGUUAGUCUAGGUUGUUACAGUAAAGCUCUGAUUUAUAAAACUAAAAUGGUGAUAGGAGUUUGAUAUUUGAUUAUGGUAAUUUAAAAAAUUCUUUUAAGUCUUCAGCAAUAAAAAUGCAAUAAAUUGGAAUGAAUCAAUUGCAAGGCAUACUGAUACGAAAGAUGACCAAAAGAGUUAAUUACCUGCAGGAUACUUAGCUCUCACUUUCUAGCAAUAUGGACUGGACUGCUUUUCAAGCUGGCCCAGACAGGAAACUAAAGCCUGCUCUAAUUUAGAAAGGCUGAUGGAAUUGAUGCACUAGUGGGGGAGAGGAAGGUAAAUACCUAGAACAAAACCGCUAAUGCAAACAUCAGCUGAAGUGGUAUAAGCUCCUGCGUUCGCUCUGCAACUGUGCAGGAGCAGGAACGUUUCUGAGGGAGAGGAGCACCUUUAACGCAGUGAGUAUGGCCCUUGGUUUGAAUUCUGGCAAUUCUACAAUAUUCAGAGAAGUUAUUUAAUUCAUCUUAGCUUUAGGUUCCUGACUAUGAAAAGAUCGUAAUACCUGUUAAACUUAGUUUACCUGCAAUUUCUUAUACCUUUAGCUCUAUUAUCAGGGUCAUGUUAAGACUUACCUGAGUGUUAUCUGGCUGAGCUGUCCUUAUACUAAAGACUUCGCAAAGACAGUAUGAACAUGAAAUAAGUAUAUUCCUUCUUGGCUGAAUACUGACCAGCAGCAGCUCAUUCAGAUUGAGAGAGAGAGAUGUCAGGAGACUAGGCCUCAAAUAAAGUACCUGCCAAUAGCCAAAAGGCUGUAACCCCUCUGUUGCCAAAGUGCUCUUUCUUGGUGUUACAUAGCAAAAUAGGAAAGGCAGGUGCCAAGCUGACUACAGCUUUAUUUUUGUAAAAUUUGCUACUACAGGGCUUGUGUUUAAAAGGCUACCUCAAAAUCAAAGAAACAGACGCAACAAAAAGCUGUCAAAUGAAUAGCUAAACAGGGGCCACACAACCUUGAAGGAAAUAAGUUUCACACACUGACAUCCAAUCUGAACUUCUCUGCCUCUGUUUGGCUUUCCCCCUGCUACCCUCAAAUACAUGCAUAGCAGACACUCACAGAAAAAGCAUGUCCUGCCUUGAAGAAACUAAAGCAGAGAUGCAGAGCUGCUCAGUAGGGACUGUCUUUCAGUAUUGCUGCAUUGCCCCAUGUUCAUUCAGAUGACUUUUAAGAAUUCAGCUAGCAGAACUGCACUACAGAAGUGGUGUUUCCUCUCUGCCAGUCCAAGAUUUUGCAACAUCACUAGGAAGCACUGCUAAGCAAAUCCUAACACUCUGUCCAGAGCAGGCAUCCUGUAUAUUCUUCCACACCUCCUGUGGCAAUCUUGCUGAAAACAGGCAUUGGAUGCAACAAGGAACAUGUUGCCAUGCCAAGGACAGGCCUGAGGGCAUUAACCUUCUUGGGUGAGGAACAUCAACUUUGUUACCACUGACUGCAAUCCCAAGCAACCAGCCUGGAUUCUAUCAGAUGCACCAAAGGGAAGAUAAAGUUAUUGUACACAAUUCAACUUUUGCUCCCAUCUUCCUUCUAUUGCCCUAGAAGAGUAAAAAUAGCUGAGCUGUAAUUGUUUUAAGA